AAAUGAACGCAGCUAUUGUUUCAACUAUUUUCCGCCAGAGUACAUGUUUCAGUUGUCACCCUUCCCUUCAAAAUCCAACUCGAUUCUAGAUGAAAACGUAGAAACUGAAUAUUUUCAUCUCGAGUUUUUCUUGAGAAACGCUGAGUUCCAAAAGUAUAGAAAUGUCAACAAAUAUUUUCAAUAGAAUGAGAAACUUACCAUUACCAUCCAUGAAUUUAACACACCAGUUGAAAAUUCAUACAACCGCACGAUGCAAUGAGAUUCGGAAACUUGCUAGAUUGCGCGUAGUUGAUAACAGCGACAUUGGGAAACGUGCAAUGGCAGAAGGCAAACCUCCUCGUUGCAUCCAUGUCUACAACAAACGUGGAGUAGGCCUUAUUGGGGACAAAGUACUAGUUGCUAUUAAAGGUCAAAUGAAAAAAGGAAUUCUCGUUGGCUUGAAACAAAAUCAAAAACCAAAAACUCCAAAAUUCGAUAGCAAUAAUCUGGUGCUUAUUGAUGACAACGGAACACCAUUAGGAACAAGGAUACACGUUCCAGUUCCAACUGUACUGCGAACUAUUCUCAAAGAAAAGACUUUUUCGAAAGGAGCGGACUAUACUAAAGUUUUAGCAAUAGCCAGUCGUUAUUUAUAAAGUCCUUGUGGUGAACUUUCUUCGUCACUUAGGAGCGCACGUCUGCGCUUUUUACUAUGUUCUUGGACCAUUUCGGAAAUGCAAAUAUGUCUGGAUUUCAUUUGCAGCCAAUUAAUAUACUAUAAACCAAAAUACAUUAAACAUUAAAUUUGUUUUUGAAAUAUUAAACUUACAGAAGCAUUUGUUCUCACUCCCA
This is a messenger RNA of Episyrphus balteatus (marmalade hoverfly), 831 nucleotides long. RefSeq names its product 39S ribosomal protein L14, mitochondrial (gene mRpL14). The record is from RefSeq and is a predicted model, not a curated record. Gene Ontology annotation, cellular component: ribosome; mitochondrion. The coding region runs from base 162 to 635 and encodes 157 amino acids. NCBI's taxonomy places the organism in Eukaryota, Metazoa, Arthropoda, Insecta, Diptera, Syrphidae. Gene Ontology annotation, biological process: translation. The transcript has 3 exons. Gene Ontology annotation, molecular function: structural constituent of ribosome.